Molecule: messenger RNA, 808 nt
Organism: Sinocyclocheilus grahami
Lineage: Eukaryota; Metazoa; Chordata; Actinopteri; Cypriniformes; Cyprinidae
Product: G-protein coupled receptor 124-like
Exons: 2
Coding region: 524-808 (94 amino acids)
Source: RefSeq, a predicted model, not a curated record
AAAUCCUAUUAUGGCGAAGGAGUGGCUUAUGAAUAUUAAUGAGGGCAUGCUGACGUUGCUUAGAAACCUUUCUUGAGCGUCCUGCCUAAUUUUUAUUCAUGCAUCAGCCAUUCACCAUAGCUCCCGUCCACUAGCGUCCUAUAGGGAAACGUCACGGUGCGUUAUUAAUAUUCAUAAGCCAGGCCUUUAGCGUAGUAGAGGAGGGCGCGCAUCGCUAGAAGUUAAGUUACUUCAUCCAGCAACUGCAACCUGUUGAGGCAGAAGUAUUCUUCACUCUUGAAUGAUAAGGAUAAAGAGGAGCGCUUGCAGUGAGGAUGCAAACCUACAUCUAAACCCGCGUGUAAUGCAGAACCGGCUUUGGAUCGGGAAUGUUGCGCUUUUGUUUUUACGCACGGCGCAUGGAGAUCUUCCAGGUGCUUCACUGAUCAUUAGGGAGCGCCAGGCGUCUGUGUUCGAUCUACCCUGAGAUGAUCGAUGAUUUGAUGCCAGACUUGCUGGAAGUAACGUGACGGUUCGGAUCGCGAUGGAAGCGCUGCUCGUGCUGUGCGCGGCGCUCGCGGGCGCAUGGAGCAGCAGAGGCUGUCCCGAGCUGAUGAUUGACAGCUGUCACUGCGCCGCGGAGAGAUCAAAGGAGUUUAAUAGGCAGAGCGUGCUCGUGAAGGUUGUGUGUGAUGAUGCGGACCUGACGGAAACCAUGCAGCCCGGCUCUUUACCCAACACGACGGUGUCACUGAUCCUGAGCAACAAUAAGAUCUCAGCGCUGAAGAAUAACUCUUUCCUCGGCCUGCGAGCUCUGGAGAGGCUGUGA